GUUCUAGGAGCAAUUUUGAUCCUUGCUGGAACAAUUUGUGGAAUAAUCUCCGUACCAUCUCAUGAACAUUUCAAGUUUGUUCACAGUAUCUUUGGGUAUCUUCUGUUUGUCAUGGUAGUUCAACAGCCUUUCAAUGCAAUGCUGUGAGUCUUUCGAAACCUCUUUAAUCCUAUCUUGUGCUAUGUUUGCCUGUUGCUGGCUUUCAAUGAGCCCUAUCGUGCAGCAGAUGGUUGCCAACUGCCAGUUAGCCGAAAAUAUCGUUAAUUGGCAGCACUAGAUAAAUGAAAUGGAGUGAUAAUAUCCUUGUUCCUAUGCAUGAACAUCACGGCGUCUUGAACGGUCUAUGCCCGCGUAUAAGUAGUGAUAAGAACUAACAUCGAUCCUUUAAUAGGAAAUAUGCAACGACCUGAAUAAUUUAAGCAGAACUUCGAUAUUUUGUGACCAUUUCCGUCGGGAAAUUAGUAGUCAUGCAGCUAUACAUAUACUACUCGCAUCGUCUUAAGUUAGUAAGAACAGCAAAUGCAACGUCAGGACACUUGCAAUAAACUCAAACUAUAUCUCUCAAUUCUAUUUUUGCCUCCAAAUACAAGACUACUACAUAGAAGGCAGAUAAUUAGUAUUCUCCCUCUGUGGUAACUGUCAUUUGACAUCUGUACCGUUUAACGAACCGAAUAUUAGUGGGGAAAAAUGUUCAAAAUAUUUGUAACGAUUUUAGGCGACCACAACCUACGGAACAAGGCUUUAAUUGUGGCAGAGCGUUCUGGGAAGUUUGGCACAAGUGGUCAGGACGUCUGGUCUUACUUUGUGGAAUAAUUAACAUCACCCUAGGUCUGUUUUUGGCUGUUGCUCCGUCCUUGGUGUGGAUAUUAUGGUUGGCCUAUGUCGGCUUGUGGGUAGUGAUAUUUAUUGUGGCUGAAGUCGUCAAACGGCCGUUUGAGAAAGAGUUGCGAAGGCGGGCCAGGAAACCUAUGGUUUAUGAUACAACAAAUCCUUAUCGUAUUUCAAGAGGGCAAGUGAACACAGCAUUUUGA
Messenger RNA from Paramuricea clavata, 1031 nucleotides. Lineage: Eukaryota; Metazoa; Cnidaria; Anthozoa; Malacalcyonacea; Plexauridae. The record is from the annotation of a GenBank genome assembly.